Messenger RNA from Exophiala spinifera, 1278 nucleotides. RefSeq lists its product as uncharacterized. The record is from RefSeq and is a predicted model, not a curated record. The coding region runs from base 1 to 1278 and encodes 425 amino acids. The transcript has a single exon. NCBI's taxonomy places the organism in Eukaryota, Fungi, Ascomycota, Eurotiomycetes, Chaetothyriales, Herpotrichiellaceae.
AUGCCCAUAGACCGAUUCAAGGGCAUUCACAUCGUGAUCGACCCGCCAAGCACAGACGACCCAGGACAAGUUGUUCGAGGUUGGCUACAAUCCAUUGCACUGGUCACAGCUUUAAUCCCUCGAUUUGCAAACCCCUAUACGAUUCCUGAAACCGAGAAAGACUUCUUCAUCCCAGAUACAAGACUGUCGGCUCGACUGCCACCCGUCACCAUACAGGUUCGAAACGGCACGAAUCACAAAUGGCAUACAGAAGGGUCGUGGAAUAAAACCCUCCACCAUUUUCCCGUCUUGAAAAAUAGGCCUUCAACUGUACUGCAAGACGAGAGAGCCUUUUCUGAUUUGAAGACCAUACUGACACCCUUGGCACGCCUUAGAAAUGCCGACGCUAUUGAGUUCGAGCUGCCGUCCGCUGCGCCCGUGGAGAGCGACUUUCAAGACUUUCUAGACUCUCUCGUCUUGGUUGCGACUGAGGAGAAACUGUUCGGUUUGAAUUUGAACAGCGAUUUCUACGAUAACGAUGACGAUAUACAGUGUUAUGAGGAUGCUCUACACGUGUGGUUUGACCUUCUUCUUGACGAUAUGCGCGGGCCAUCAGCUGCGGAGUUACGGCGUGACCGAUUCAAGUUCUGGUGUUCAGAGUAUGAACACCAGCUAGGUCGCCGCUUUAAUGGCCUCUGGCGUGACCUUCCCGGAGGUGGAAUGUUGGGCGGUGCUUGCUGGUACUUGGACCAUGCUUGUUGCAACCUUGUUGAGAGAAAAUUUCAUGAUAGGUUCAUGAGUGCUCGUGAACACGUCCUUGCCGCACACAGAAAUAUACUGAGAAGUAAUCGGGAUAUACUCUACCUCCCUCUCAAGAAAGAAGAGGAAUUUUGGUUCCACCAUGAUAGAAUUCACUGUCUUGGACUUGAGUCGGAACUAGGAGAUGAUGAGACUUUCUGGGAAGUCUGCUAUCCAUCUGGGAUCAAACCAGAGUCCGAAAACUACAACUGGGAAAGUACGGAACACAUCCGUAUUCCGUAUCGACUGGAAGCCCCGAAAGAUGAAUCUGACGAUACGGCGAGCCAAAUCUUCCCACCAGACAUUGCAGGGUGUAAGCAUUGUGAUCAGGAUACGUCGGAAAGAAGAAGAAUUGUGCAGAAGUAUGAGUUUGAGCGAGAGGCUACUUUCGAUUUCUCGUCGCGGCAUUGGCCUCAGGUAUUUGGACCUAGCUCAUUCGGUUUUCUCGAAAGCUUCGACGGAGUAAGCGACCUCUGCCAGAAGGUCUAUUUCGCCGGAUGA